Alligator sinensis (Chinese alligator) is the source of this 642-nucleotide messenger RNA. RefSeq names its product nuclear pore complex protein Nup214-like. The annotation marks the transcript as partial. The transcript is spliced from 5 exons. The record is from RefSeq and is a predicted model, not a curated record. Lineage: Eukaryota; Metazoa; Chordata; Crocodylia; Alligatoridae. Gene Ontology annotation, cellular component: nuclear pore. Gene Ontology annotation, molecular function: structural constituent of nuclear pore; protein binding. Gene Ontology annotation, biological process: RNA export from nucleus; protein import into nucleus.
AUGGGAGCUCAUCUUUUGGAGGUGAUGGAGAAGGAGGAGUGUCUGCAUAUACUAGAUUUUCAGUUCAGAGCGCUGAAGAAAGUCCGAAUUUUUGAUGCUCCUGACGAGCUCCCCAAAGAGCGUUCCAGUCUCCUUGUUGUAUCUAACAAAUACGGGUUGGUCUUUGCCGGUGGAGCAACUGGCCUGCAAGUCUUCCACACCAAAAAUCUUCUUAUGCAGAAUCAAGCAGGAGAAGAUCCCAAUAAAAUUGUUGAGAAUGUUCAAGGCAUACUGGUUUCAAUGAAGUUUCCUGUGCAUCACCUUGCUCUGAGCUGUGAUAACCUCACACUGUCUGUGUGCAUGACCUCCAGUGAGAUUGGUUCCUUCGUUGGCUUUUUUGAUGUCCGAACGUUUUUAAAUCAGGCUAAACAGCAGAAACGCCCAUUUGCUUAUCAUAAGUUGGCCAGAGACACGGGCAGCAUGGCAACUGUCAGCGAUCUGAAAUGGAACCCUACCAUCCCCUCCAUGGUGGCCAUCUGUCUGUCCGAUGGCAGCAUCUCUGUCCUGCAGGUCACAGACUCUGUGAAGGUCUAUGCCACUCUUCCUUCCUCGGUGGCUGUUACAUCAGUGUGCUGGAGCCCCAAGGGAAAGCAGCUGGCUGUA